AUGCAACACAGAAGCGACAGUUGCAUUCGAAAUGUUGAGGUUCUUUUGGACAUACGCGAUGAGGUCAAGGAGGGUGCCAAACGCAUGGAAGCGUGGAAGCGUCACAAGGGCAACCUAUCAUCCUCUCAUGCGCAAAGAUGUGUCAGACAGUUGCUUGGGCAUACAGGCAUCUGGAAAGCCUUCGACGAAGUACUAGAAAUACCGGCUCUUCGAGAUGGGAUGAGAACCAGCACGCUUCACAAAUUGAUGGCUUUGAAAUGUGACGAGCAAGUGAUGUCAUACUUGAGACAUAUCAGGGCUACUUGGUUAAGAUUAGUACGAGGUAACGAAGAAGCACUGCAAAAGUUCAGUACAACGGAUGUCAAGACACUAGAGCUUCGAUGUCCCCGGUUCUCAACUCAUGACGAAACAGUAAUAAAACGGGAACUCGAUCAAAAACGCCUCUUCAGCAGGUUCAGUCCCGAGGAGCGCCAGGCAAUCUGGACGGAACUCACCGCAAUAGACUGCAUAAUUCCCUCGCUGUUUACUUUUUUUGAGGACAUAAAGGUUCUCCAAUCCUGUGCAGAAAGCAUGAAGCACCUUAUAUUGCCUAUAGAUAAGACAUUCGACAGGGCCUUGCGAGAUAGCCUCACCCAAGGUCAGAUCGAGUCCGAAAUCGAGGAAGCGCACAUAGAUCUGUCAAUUCGGCAACUAUGGAUAUAUAGCAUGCGGAACUUUCGAAAUUUGUCACAACAACCACGGCGAAGCAUUGACAAGCUUCUUGCAAAGGUCCCACCUGAGCAGGCAGAUGAAUCAAAGCUCGCCCGGUUUGUCAAACUCGCUGAUGAAUGUGGAUUUCACACCCCAGAGAUCGAUUAUUUGAAACAACUAACUCUAGGAGAGGAUGAAGAAUUGACCAAUAAUCUGACCCCAGCCAUAGUAUCAGACUCGAUCAAUGCAACACUCAGGAGAUGUGGACUCCCUACCCACGCCACGUAUGAGCAUGACCGGAGACUACUCACAGUAGAAUUUCUACAUGUUGACUACGGCGAACUCAAUCCUCGGGGCCGGGAUAUCACAUCGUUCUUUGUGCUUCAGUCGACAUAUUUCGCCUUUUUCGGACAUCCCCCCACGUUGACCGACCAAAAUAGCUUACCCAUAGGCAAUGUACCCAUGGACGAAUCCGUGGAUGAUAUACCAUCGGACAAUGUAUCCAUGGAAGACACGCACGUGGAAAACAUGCCCUUGAACGAACAGAUCACGCAGUAUUUGAGGCAGGAUUCCGACUCUCGCUCUAGUAGCUACUCAACCGACCCUGAAGUAGAACUUGGCACUAUGAUCGCAGACAAUGAAGAUGAGUCAACGCCUGAGAGAGAGCCCAGCCUCCCAGAAUCAGACACAAGCCCGGCACAGGAUACAGAUGACAUCACCGAGCCUGAGCCCCGCACUAAUGUGCCUGAGGACAUUUUUGAGACCUCACCUAGACCAUCUCGAGCAGUGAUAUUCAUACCAUUUAUCAAUAAUAAACUUGACAACGCCAACAAAUUUGUCAUCGCACAGGCCAGCCCCAAAGCCGUCGAGUACGCAGCAAAACGUUUUAUGUUCAAAAAUAAGUUGAGACCGUUCUCAACACCUCAUCUUCAUUUGCUUAUGCCGGAUCAAUGUUUUGAGGCUGCUACAAACUCAAGCUCCCGCACCAUUAUCUUGCUCCCUGAGGGUCAUGCCAGAGUUUCAAGGACAUUAGAACGGGCUGUGUCCGAAUUGCCACAAGUGGUGGGGUAG
Messenger RNA from Ilyonectria robusta, 1761 nucleotides. RefSeq lists its product as uncharacterized. Lineage: Eukaryota; Fungi; Ascomycota; Sordariomycetes; Hypocreales; Nectriaceae. Bases 1 to 1761 code for a protein of 586 amino acids. The record is from RefSeq and is a predicted model, not a curated record. The transcript has 3 exons.